GAGCAGCGUACCUAUCUUAACCCAUGCAUUCAGUAGGGAAUUAGAUACCACAGCGCUUUGUUGCCGGCAGCUACUGCGCCCAGUUUCAUAGUUGUUUUGAAAGCAAUAAAUAGCUCAAGAUGCCUUUAAAGAGCUUGAGUGUUUUGCUGCCGGGCUUGAAGUGGCUGCAAGGAUAUACGGCACAGGAUGCGGUGGCUGAUCUGAUAGCGGGCAUUACGGUGGGUUUGACGGUGCUGCCACAGGGCUUGGCCUAUGCGACGCUGGCGGGCUUGGAGCCGCAAUAUGGCCUCUAUUCCGCAUUCGUGGGCGGCAUUGUGUACGCUUUGUUGGGCAGCUGUCGCCAGGUCACAAUCGGACCGACAGCAUUGCUGGCUCUCAUGACCAGCCGCCACACGGGCUUUGGCUUGGACUCGGGUCCAGCUUAUGGCAUACUCUUAUGCCUGAUCUCAGGCAUUGUGGAGCUGGCAAUGGCUGUGCUCAAGUUGGGCGCCCUGGUGGACCUCAUUUCGUUGCCUGUUACCGUGGGCUUCACCUCGGCAACGGCCGUCAUCAUUGGCACCUCGCAGCUGAAGGGUUUGUUGGGCUUGCGUGGUGGCUCUGGUUCGGAUUUCCUGAAUACCAUGCGCUCCGUCUUUGGCAAUCUGCAGCAGGUGCGCCGUGGAGAUCUGACACUGGGACUGGUCUCCAUUUUUGUGCUCUUGCUGCUGCGAAGGUUGAAGAACGUCAAGCUGGCAAACCGCGUGAGAAACUUGCGGGCUCAGCAGCUGCUUAGCGGCAGCAUUUGGGUUGUAUGCACCGGACGGAAUGCACUCGUAGUGCUAAUCUCCAGUGGCCUGGCGUACAGCCAAUGCAGGCAGCAGGAGAGCUGUCCAUUCAUACUCACGGGCAAGGUGAAGAGUGGCUUGCCAAGUUUGGCGCUGCCCGAAUUCGAGACAACAAUACUCGGCAAAAAUGGCACUGAGGAACGACAGGACUUUGAGGAUAUGCUUUCGGAACUGGGACCCUCGAUGCUGAUCUUGCCCAUAAUUGCUGUGCUUGGCAAUGUGGCCAUUUCUAAGGCCUUUGGCGGCGCUGGAUUGAGUCCCACGCGCGAGCUUGUUGCACUCUCCCUGAGCAACAUUUGCGGCGCUUUUUGCAGCUCGAUGCCAGUGACAGGCUCCUUUUCACGCAGCGCUGUCAAUCAUGCGAGUGGCGUUCGCACGCCCAUUGGCGGCUGCUAUACGAGUCUACUAGUGCUUCUGGCCUUGGGUCUGCUGGCUCCUUACUUUCAGUACAUACCCAAGGCGGCGUUGAGUGCUGUCAUCAUUUCGGCUGUGAUAUUUAUGAUUGAGUUUGAGGUCAUUCGGCCGCUGUGGCGCUGCAGCCGACGUGAAUUGCUGCCGGGUGCUAUUACCUUUGUCAUGAGCUUGGCAGUGGGCGUGGAGAUCGGCUUGCUGCUUGGUGUUGGCUCAGAUGUGGCCUUUCUCGUUUAUCGCGCAGCACGACCCGUGCUUACUGUAUCCAAAUUGCAGACAAUCAAUGGCAUUAGCUACAUCCUGAUCAGGCCCAAGCAUAGCUCGCUGUAUUUCCCUGCCAUCGAAUGGGUUCGCUCUGGCAUCUCUAAGGCGCUGUCCACGCACGGCACAGCACCCGUUGUCCUGGACUGCGCUCAAGUUCAUGAUUUUGAUUUCACAGCCGCACGCGGCAUGGGUAAUCUGCACAAGGAGCUGGCCAAGGCGAAUGUACCGCUGUUUCUUAUGAGCGCUGACAAGGAUAUUAGCGUCAUACUGAAAGAGUCGACAAACAUUGUUUUUCCCACAAUAGAUUGCCCCAACGAUCUGGAGUUCAUUCUCGAGCAGACACCUAAUUACGAGCUGCAUUUACAAGUUACUGCGCCGCUGGUAGAGUCGAACGGCGACGACAAAGUAACUGAACUGAGCACACUGAGUGCAAAAAGUACAUGAACAUAUCGCAGCUUCGAUUACAAACAGAAUUGUUGACAACGCACACAGCUACAGCUACAGCUAAAGCUACAAUUCAAUACUCUUCCAUAGCAGCUGAUUUUUACCUCUAUUCCUAGGCUUUAACCAAGUUUCAGCUACGUUUCUAACUGCUGAACAUCUCACUUGUUCAAUGUCAUUCCUAUUUAUACCCCAAUCGAAUAACUUAUUGUAAAUUGUAAAUAUUAAUAAUGUUUUCUAUGUUCAAUUAGCUUAAGUUACGUUAGAUUUUAGUUGCAUCACUUACGGGUUACUUCAUUACAAAUCAAAAAAGAG
Messenger RNA from Drosophila hydei, 2255 nucleotides. Its product is annotated as sodium-independent sulfate anion transporter. Gene Ontology annotation, cellular component: membrane. The record is from RefSeq and is a predicted model, not a curated record. Lineage: Eukaryota; Metazoa; Arthropoda; Insecta; Diptera; Drosophilidae. The coding region runs from base 120 to 1943 and encodes 607 amino acids. Gene Ontology annotation, molecular function: sulfate transmembrane transporter activity. Gene Ontology annotation, biological process: transmembrane transport. The transcript has 6 exons.